This is a messenger RNA of Helianthus annuus (common sunflower), 966 nucleotides long. RefSeq lists its product as uncharacterized. NCBI's taxonomy places the organism in Eukaryota, Viridiplantae, Streptophyta, Magnoliopsida, Asterales, Asteraceae. The record is from RefSeq and is a predicted model, not a curated record. The transcript is spliced from 3 exons. Bases 238 to 744 code for a protein of 168 amino acids.
CUCUCCUCUCAAACACCCUUAUACCCUCCGCAACCAAAUCUUCACCGAUUCCACGUACCGUCCAAAUAUCAACAUGUUUCACGUCUUAUAAAUUAACACCAAACUCCACAACCCUCUGGAUGUCGGUAUCCUUCGUCGGUUAACCGUCGUCCGAUUCCGAUUAACCGGAAAACACUUUUACUCCAUCAUCAUCAUCAUCAUCAUCAAGGCCUGAAAACGAUCAAUUUCUUUAUAAAAAUGGCGAAAAAGAGGAAGUCGGUCGCUACGAGCCUAGACGAAGUCGAUCGGACGAUGUACGCCAAUUUUAGCAGCGCCGCUAACUCUCUCUCGCAGCUUUAUUCUCAAGCUAUCAGCCAACAGAAACUCUGUUUUCUCUCCGGUGAACGUCAUGGAUUGGAAAUGCUCUAUCAAUGGAUUUCCAAGCAACACGCGGAAGGGCUGAGAGUCACAGCAGAUGACAUACUAGCCUACAUUCAGGCUGAGCUGGAAUCAUCAGGGGAGGAACCAUCAAUGGCAAUGGCAAUGGCAAUGGCUCCAAGAAGUUUACAGUCCGACUCGACUAAUACUAGCAUGGCCGCUAGCGAUCAGCUCGCACCCAGGAAUUAUAUAUUCUCAAACGCGUUGUCAAGCCCAGUCCGUCGCAGCCUUCAGAACUAUCACAUAUCUCAAGGACCAAGAAACAAUGAACAUCACUCUGAUUCAUCAAUGGAUAUGCAUGCGGAUCAUGAUUCAACGACUCAUUAAACGACAUCAUUCCGUAUCAUCGUUAAUGAAACCUGAGUGCUAGUGCAUAUCCUCACAGAAGCCUGGGACUUGUGGAUGUCUUCAUCUUAUAUGUAAAGUUGUUUUUACUUAAAUAUUCAAGAAUUCUUGGUUUUUCUCUUUGAUGUUUUGGCGGUGUUCAACAUGGUUUAGGGUCGUUUUGGUUAUGGUUUAAAAUCGAAGGAUGGUUUGCUUUUGAAUUUC